This is a messenger RNA of Notodromas monacha, 2781 nucleotides long. The record is from the annotation of a GenBank genome assembly. NCBI's taxonomy places the organism in Eukaryota, Metazoa, Arthropoda, Ostracoda, Podocopida, Cyprididae.
UUAUUUCUUUUCAUGUUCCAGGGUUGCGCUAGUGAAACCUCGGAUUCGUAAAUCCUUAUUUUUUUUUCGUCGAGACUGGUGAAGAUGAAUGAGUGAUGGUGUUGUCGGAAUGAAGCAUAAAACGCAAGCGUAUCAUGAGACGCGGAAGCGUUUGCAGAUGCUGCACAAACAACGGCAAACGUCGACUCACUUGAACGGCGAUCACAAUUCUUCCCAGCUCGCCAAUGGUUACGACAAUUUGGACGAGCUCGUCGAGUUUAUCGAGAGCGGGGAACACGAUGGAGAAACAUCUUCCGAUCCCAAGAAAGCCGCUAAGAAAGCCAGACAAAAGCAACGAAAGCCGCAAGUCAUGUGGAUGUACGGCUACCCGGGCCACGCUGCUCCGCAUCCCCAGCCCUACUUUAACAUCCCGAGCUAUGGUCCAGUACAACGACCCCCGGCGUACCCGCCGCAAUUUGGCAACCCAGUCCCACAAGUGCCGGACUGGGAGACGCAGGCCAGGGUUGAACCCAGACGAAGAUCGCCUUCGCCGCCGGUCUCGUCGUCGGCUGUGUCCAAGUCGGGAUCCGUUGCCGGGAUGAUGGAGGGGUACAUCAAGAAGCAGAACCAGGUCGGGCCAGCUGCGAAUGGGUCGAAGAUGGUCACGAUCCGGCGCGUGAUGGAGCCGCACAGUCAGGACCCAACUGUGACGAUCUCCAUGAAGGGCGACACUCCGGACAAGGACCAGUUGAUGUUCACUCUCGUCAAUGGUCAAGUGAUACCGAGUUCCGAGGUGCUGAAGAGCGGUGUGAGGAAGUCAGACCCCGUGGCCAACUCAACCCCGAGUGAACCCGAAGCGAAGAAGAAGAAGCGGCGGAAAAAGAAGCCCAAGAAGAAACCCAUUUCUGGAGAGACCGAAGCUGAUACAGAGAUGGAAGUAGAACUUUCUCUCAUGUCCCGUUCCCCUACACCGGACCAAGAAGAACUUGUCGCGACAGAAGACAAAAUGAAACAGCAGCAGCAACAACAAGAAUAUGAAGACAAUGAAAGAGAGAUACAAAUGAUUGACGCGGAAAAGCCGGCAGAAAUCGAAGGACCACCAGUAACCCCGAAGCCCGAAUACUUGAAAGAAGAUGAUGAAGACGAUGAUCGAUACGAGGAUGCGAAAGAGACUCUGGAUUCCUGUGCCUCUUCUCCACUGUGUGCAGAAAGGACGUGCAAUCGUGUUUCGUGCCAAGAAAACUCUGAAUCCGGGUCUGAGCUGGAAAAGAUUGAAACGAAAAUAGAUUCCCUGCAGAAGCUUCUUUCGUCUGCGAGUUUGACUGAAGAAACUCAACGGGAUCCGGCGUCCCUGGCCCUGCAGAUCGAAGAGGCCCAUAAAGCCCUGGGCGCCAUGGCGGAGAAGCUCCGGAAGUUCAAGCAAAACUCGAUUCCUGUCUCGAAUUCUCCGUGUCCUUCUUGCACCAAGACGGAUUCUAGUGAAGACGAAGAACCUGAGGACACUAAUGGGGAAGAAUUGCUGCGGAAACUCAAGCUUCCGCCGGAUAUAACGAUCACAAGAAUUAAAAAUGCUGAUGGCAAGAAGUCGUACACGUUCAGGAGCAACCAUGCGAGUGUGAUUCCGGCAGAGAAUUCUGUCACUAUUAAACCUCAAGAAAAAUUUGGUCGACCGUUUCAAGAGUCGCCGCCGCCUCCGCCAGGGUCGCAACCGGUGCUUGGACCUGGGCUUUCAGGUCCGCCGUGGAACAAAAAUGUGAUUGUGGUGAAUUCUCACAAGGAGUCUGCUCACAGUGGGUUGCCAAGCCAUGAAGGGGUGGCGCCUGCUUUUGGUUCCCGGGCACCACCUGCCACCACUUAUAUUAGUGCUCCGAGGUCUGCUCCUGGUCCCAUGAUGCCUAGUUUCCCUGCUGCUCAAAGAAAAGAGGCCAACAACCAGCAAAUGGCGUCCGGACCAUCGGAGGCCAGCUCACAGUCAUGGGGACCACCACCGCCGGCGCCUCCUGGGGGAAAGCACGUGGCUGCCUGGGUCUACCUGCCGCACGCGGACAAGGAUGGCAAAGUGGCGUCGCCGGGGGCUGUGACGGCGUACCCGUGUUUUUACCCGCAAGUGGACCCGAAUUCUCAGGGAGUCACUUACACCAUGGGCGCUGUGCCGGGGUAUGGGGGCGGAGUAGACGAGAAAACAGUACCUAUAUUUCCUGUGGCUAGUCAACCUGAACCCCCCAGCAAACAAUCCUCUGUGGAGAAACCCAAGGAUCUACCAGCCAAACAGCAACAACAACCUCAGCAACAAGUGGCACAGCAGCAGCAGCCGCAAAAAAAGAAGGGCAAGAAUAACAAGAAAAAUCCUCAGCCUGAUCCAGGGAAGAAGAAAGACUGUUUGGAGCACUUUCGAAAACAAGAUCAUGACGGGCCACGGGUGCCAACGCCGAUGUCUGAUGCUUUACAAAUGACGUCAACGACGUCUGGGAACCCCGAACCCGGAGCGACAUCUGCUGGGAAGCGGAAAAAGAAGAAGACGACAGGAAAGAAAGGGACUGAUAUAGUUUCGUGUGACAGCGUGUUCGUGCCGAAAAACGUCGACUUGGAGGACGAAACUCUGGACGAGACGGAGAAGGAACUAGAAGCAUUUAAAAGGUUUUGCUACGCGUCAGUGCCUUUGGACCGGAAAGAAAAGGUGAAUCUGAACAUCAAGGACAUUAUAAUGAAAAAGCGUUCGGGAGAGAAUGGGGCCUCUUCCAGCUGCAGCAGCAAGAAAUGACACCAUCUUUUCUCGAGUUCCAUUGUAUGCGUGCGUGUGUG